Messenger RNA from Microtus ochrogaster (prairie vole), 1399 nucleotides. It is a transcript of the gene Xkrx, whose product is annotated as XK related X-linked. Gene Ontology annotation, cellular component: membrane. Lineage: Eukaryota; Metazoa; Chordata; Mammalia; Rodentia; Cricetidae. The record is from RefSeq and is a predicted model, not a curated record.
UCCACAAUGGACAGAGUUUAUGAGAUUCCCGAGGAGCCAAAUGUGGUUCCGGUUUCAUCUCUGGGAGAAGAUGUCAUUCGUGGACCUAACCCACGCUUUACCUUUCCAUUUAGUAUCCUCUUCUCCACCUUUUUGUACUGUGGGGAGGCUGCGUCUGCCUUGUAUAUGGUUAGGGUUUAUCGAAAGAAUAACGAAACCUUCUGGAUGACAUACACCUUUUCCUUCUUUAUGUUUUCAUCCAUUAUGGUUCAGUUGACCCUCAUUUUUGUCCACAGAGACCUGGCCAAAGAUAGACCACUAUCAUUAUUUAUGCAUCUAAUCCUCUUGGGACCUGUUAUCAGAUGUUUGGAGGCCAUGAUUAAGUACCUUACACUGUGGAAGAAAGAGGGGCAAGAGGAGCCCUAUGUCAGCCUCACCAGAAAGAAGAUGCUAAUAGAUGGCCAGGAGGUGCUGAUAGAAUGGGAGGUGGGCCACUCCAUCCGGACCCUGGCUAUGCACCGUAAUGCCUACAAACGUAUGUCACAGAUUCAAGCAUUCCUGGGCUCAGUGCCCCAGCUGACCUAUCAGCUUUAUGUGACUCUGAUCUCUUCAGAGGUCCCCCUGGGUAGAGUUGUCCUAAUGGUUUUCUCCCUGAUAUCUGUCACCUACGGCGCCACCCUCUGUAAUAUGUUAGCUAUCCAGAUCAAGUACGAUGACUACAAGAUUCGACUUGGGCCCCUGGAAGUACUUUGUAUCACCAUCUGGAGGACAUUGGAGAUCACUUCCCGCCUUGUGAUUCUCGUGCUCUUCUCAGCCACCUUGAAGUUGAAGGCUGUGCCGUUCUUAGUGCUCAACUUCUUGAUCAUCCUCUUUGAGCCCUGGGUUACGUUUUGGAGGAGUGGCGCCCAAUUGCCAAACAAUAUUGAGAAAAAUUUCAGCCGGGUUGGCACUCUGGUGGUACUGAUUUCUGUCACCAUCCUCUACGCUGGCAUCAACUUCUCUUGCUGGUCAGCCAUGCAGUUGAAGUUGGCAGACAGAGACCUUGUUGACAAAGGUCAGAACUGGGGACAUAUGGGACUGCACUAUAGUGUGAGGUUGGUAGAAAAUGUGGUCAUGCUCUUGAUUUUUAAGUUCCUUGGAGGCAAAGUGUUACCAAAUUACUGCCAUUCCUUGAUCGCCGUGCAGCUUAUCAUUGCUUAUGUGAUUUCCAUUGGAUUCAUGCUCCUUUUCUUCCAGUACUUGCACCCUUUGCGCUCACUCUUCACCCACAACGUAGUAGACUACCUCCAUUGUAUCUGCUGCCGCAGGCACCACCCGGAGAGGGCUGAGAACGCAGAGCCGUCCGGUGAGGCUGAAACAAGACAGAGUAUUGUCUGAAUUUUUUUUUCUUCUGAACAUUAUAGGGUGGGUUCGGGGUUGA